AUGGCCCCGCGCGGGCGCUGCCGGUGGGCGCUGCUGCUGGCCUGGCUGCCGGCCGGUUGCCUCUCGCUCCUGGUGACAGUGCAGGAUGUUGAGCGUUACACCACCUUAUUUGCCACUGUCAUCCUCAAGUGUGACUACACCACCUCGGCACAACUGCAAGAUGUGGUGGUGACCUGGCGCUUCAAAUCCUUCUGCAAGGACCCCAUCUUUGACUACUACUCAGCCUCAUACCAGGCUGGUUUAGCCCUUGGCCAGGACCCCUCAAACGACUGCAAUGACAGCCAGCGGAAGGUGCGCAUUGUCAUCCAGAAAUAUGGGCAGAAGGACCCUGUGCUGGGCAUCGACUACCAGCAGCGAAAGAUCACCAUUCAGAACCGAGCAGACCUUGUCAUCAGUGAGGUCAUGUGGUGGGACCAUGGCAUGUACUACUGCAGUGUGGAAGCACAAGGAGAUACCUCAGGUGAUGCGGACAAAGAAGUUAAGCUGAUUGUUCUCCACUGGCUCACAGUACUCCUCAUCAUUCUCGGUGGUCUCCUCCUCCUUCUGCUGAUCGGUAUAUGCUGGUGCCAAUGCUGCCCCCAGUAUUGCUGCUGCCACAUCCAGUGUGGCUGCUGUCCAACACGGUGCUGCUGUAAUCAGAAAGUGCUGGAACGGCACCAGUUCAUGAAGCGGGCUCAGGCACUUGCACCUUGGUUAUCACACAACAUGUUCUAUGGAGCUGGUGACAGGAACUCAAAACUUUCCUCUUACCAGCUGAACCCCCUGCUGCAACAAGAUGUAUCUCUGCAGAACAGUCUUCCACUGGUGCAGCCACAAGCCCAGCUUUCCCUUAACAAUGGUGUUUUGGACUAUCUGGAGUCUGAAAUCCAAAAUCUGAACAUGUCCCAGCUGCGGCCGCCCUCCCACCAGCGGCAGGCUGUGCAGCCCAGCUUGCUGUCCUCGCUGGGCUCCGACAUCGUGCCACCUCCUCUUGCCGACCACAUCUCCUCCAUCCAUGGGAGCAGCAACUCCUCACGGCCACAAAGAGCUGCCCGCACCCCCAGGCCUUGGGACUCUGCUGCAGAGGACAGAAGGGAAAACCGGAGGUGGCCCUUGCCUUCCAGUGGGGAUUCUCAUUCCAGCUACAGUCAGGAGCCCUGGGACAGGCAGCGAGAGGAUCAUCCUCAGAGGCAGAGAACAGGUGGCUACAAUGGCAGGCCCCAGCACUCCAGACGGGAUGUGUCACCCCCAUGCCAAGCUGAGAGGGGCAAGGGCAGCAGCAGUUUCUAUCCAGAGGAGACCAAGGAGCGCUCCAGCCACCAUCGUGGUGGGAGGCAGGAGCCCGGGGCAAGGCGGGAGUACGAGCACCAUGCUGGGAGGAGCAAUUACUCUGGCCAGAGGCGGCACAGCUACUCCCCCCCCUCUUCUCGCAGGGGCUCGUGGAGCUCCUCAGAAGAGCAAGUCCGUGUGCCAGUGUCAAACCGCCGGCGGAGGAACCGCAGGUCGCGGGAGUGGCCAGAAGAGAAACCCCCCAGUUACCGCUCGUUAGAAAUCAUCCCAGCUCAGGACAAGAAGCACAAAGGCAGCGCAGGGACCCGCUCGGACAGAGGAAGUUCCCACAGUGGAAGAAGCAUAGUCAUUUAA
Molecule: messenger RNA, 1623 nt
Organism: Agelaius phoeniceus (red-winged blackbird)
Lineage: Eukaryota; Metazoa; Chordata; Aves; Passeriformes; Icteridae
Gene: ILDR1
Product: immunoglobulin like domain containing receptor 1
Cellular component (GO): plasma membrane
Molecular function (GO): high-density lipoprotein particle receptor activity
Source: RefSeq, a predicted model, not a curated record